GAGCUUUGAGGAUCACACACAGAUCAGAAUCACAGCAGACGCUCUCCAGACUCACAUUAGACAACUCAGUUUCAGGUGGUUUGUUCAUCAUGUCUUACGGCGGAUCAGGUUCAGGUUCUCGAGGUGAAUUCAGUGUUCAUUUCUCCAGCAGAGGUGGAGCAGGACUCAUCAGAGCUGAAGAGGCCGCAGGAAUCGCCUUACUGGCAGUGAUCCUCACAGCGCUGCUCAUCCUGGGCUGCUGGUAUUACCGUCGACGGGGCGGAUACAAGAUGAUCCGGAGCGGGAGAAACAGCGGUCAGUCGUGGAGAGAGAUGAUGAGAGCGGGUCAGUACAGCGAGUCUGGAUCAGGAGAGGAGAACAAACUAGCCUUGAACGAAUUCAGCAACCCGCAACCAGCGAUUCCAAACGCUCCUCCGGCCUAUGAUAAGAUCGCCUCUGGACCUUCACCUCCUCCUUACUCACCAUGAGACACAAACUAAGGAAAAUCUGAGGAUUCCUGUAGUGUUUGUGGGAUGAGCGGUCACACAGCGAUGGUGUAUGGCAGUCCUGGAGAGCCACAGUCCUGCAGAGUUUAGCUCCAACCUUGAUUAAAUCUCACCUGCCUGUAGCUUUCUAUUAACCCUUGGACCGUGAUUAGCUUCUUCAGGUGUGUUUGAUUAGGUUUGGAGCCGAACUCUGCAGGACUGUGGCUCUCCAGCACCAACGCUGGCCUUUUUCUGGUAUACAGGAAUCUUACCAAAGCAUGUGGACUAUUAACAUCUGACACUACAGUGCCUUUUAAACACAACGUCAUUCAUCAGACAUGAGGCUAAUAAAGUUUAAUAUUCAUUUAAUCCAAUAGAGUGUUUAGUUCAUUUUAGUUCAAGGUAUUUAAAAAGAAAAGGUCAUUUGCACCUAAAUCUGGUAAGAUGUUCUCAGUUUUAGAUUUAUACUGUUUUAAAUGUCGUCAGAUAGAAGCAUAAAGAUUUCGCAGUUUAUUUCUGUACAUUUCUAAUUUACUUUUAAUAAUUAAUCUUUAUCAAACAUAUGUCUGUAUUUCUUUACCAAAUGUCUUGACUGUAAAAGUGAACACCUGUAAUGAAACAUUUAUUUACAUAUUCGCUGAGCUCCAGACACCGGACUUGGGAAAUCUCUGACUCACAUAUACGAGGCAAACUAAGUUUCUAUGAAGAGAUACUGAGCUUCUUAUGCAGUGAAGGGCAUCACUGCAGUGUCAGGAGCUGUUUUGUGCAAACCGUUCAAUACAACAGAAUAAAACUGUUUAA
This is a messenger RNA of Sinocyclocheilus rhinocerous, 1265 nucleotides long. RefSeq names its product melanoma antigen recognized by T-cells 1-like. NCBI's taxonomy places the organism in Eukaryota, Metazoa, Chordata, Actinopteri, Cypriniformes, Cyprinidae. The coding region runs from base 90 to 467 and encodes 125 amino acids. The transcript has 5 exons. The record is from RefSeq and is a predicted model, not a curated record. Gene Ontology annotation, cellular component: melanosome.